UGGGGGAAAUCGGGCUUGGGUCGGCCGGCUUCGUAUGUAGCCGGCCCUGCAUCGCUGAUGACGCCGAGUGUUGAAACAUCGCCAGUCCCGGAUCACCCAGGGAUCCGCCCUUUCCCGCUCGCUCGCUCACUUGGGUCAUCGAGCUGGGCCGUGAGGCGGGCAAACGAGGGAGAGGAGAGCCAGCGCCGCACGAUGGCCUCCCGGUCCUGAUCUGAUCUCGUCCCGCCUGGCCCUCGUCUCAGGCAGCCUGACGACACCGAUCCCACUCGCCAGAUCUCUCUCUUUGCGAAUCGCACACGCGACCAAGCAUGAUCACCGACCAGCCCGAGACGAUAGCCCAGGCUUCCGAGCUCACACAGGGCGAAUGCAGCAAGGCUAAAAGUGAGCUCGAGGAAAAGAUGUUUGGAUUUACUUUUCUGGAAAAUUCCAAGUUUCCAGGCUUUGACCACAAAGAUAUCCAAGAGCUUCUGUAUAAAUGGGGCAUGCGAGACCACUGCUACCUCAAGCGAUUCAGCUACGACCGAUUCCUCCAGCCGUAUGAGAUGGACCAGUUCCUGCUCGAAUUCUUCAACGACGGCAAUGUGCAGCCACAUAUCCGGGUCCUGUCGACCAUGGAUCGCUGGGGCACCCUCGGCAAGGUCACCAAGGUCCACAAGCAGACCUGUAACCACACCGUGGUGACGCUGAGCUUCUUCGACAGGCUCUACGAGCACGGCAUCGUACGCAAGACGGGCGAAAUCAAGAAGUGCUUUGACGAGUACCACGAUGGCUUUGUGGUCUCGGAUGAGCUCCGAAAGUGCUUGCUGAUGCCCGAGUUCGAGACCUUUGCGCUGUUUUCACCCGAGGACCGGUCCGAGUUCAUCUUUGCGCUCUUCAAGGGUCUCUGCUUGGGCGGCCGCGUCAAUCAGUACGAGGAUUUUCUGGAUCCCUAUCUUGAUGCUACCAAGCGCAUCUACAAGGAUCUGAUCAGUGUGUCCAAAGACUCUGCAACGGGGCAGCUCGCAGUGGCCUCGCAUGUCCAUCGAAUCGAUGCGCUCGACAGCGCACUGUCGCCCCUGUUCCCCAUGGAGCACCCGCAGAACUUUUGCUAUGUCGCGAUCGAUCCGCUCAGGAGACAUGUCAAUGUGUUCUACCACGCCUCGGACAGCUACUACUCUUGAUAUCCCGCGUGGUGCAUAUCUUUUCGCU
Molecule: messenger RNA, 1188 nt
Organism: Polychytrium aggregatum
Lineage: Eukaryota; Fungi; Chytridiomycota; Chytridiomycetes; Polychytriales
Exons: 4
Coding region: 309-1160 (283 amino acids)
Source: RefSeq, a predicted model, not a curated record